Messenger RNA from Dalotia coriaria, 1703 nucleotides. Its product is annotated as cytochrome P450 6a2-like. The transcript has 2 exons. The record is from RefSeq and is a predicted model, not a curated record. Gene Ontology annotation, molecular function: oxidoreductase activity, acting on paired donors, with incorporation or reduction of molecular oxygen; monooxygenase activity; iron ion binding. Lineage: Eukaryota; Metazoa; Arthropoda; Insecta; Coleoptera; Staphylinidae. The coding region runs from base 116 to 1597 and encodes 493 amino acids.
AUCCCGAUCAACUUUAUUAAGUAUCAAACUCUCAAACAACGACUUCCAGCCUCUAAAACAUAAAAAAUAUGUUUAAUUAAUAAUUUUACUAAAAAAUAAUAAAAACUAAUUCAAAAUGUUUGUGUUAAUCGCCAUUAUAACCAUCAUAAGCGCAUUAUGCUACGUCUACGGGAAACAAACCUACAGUUACUGGGAGAAACGGAAGAUAUUGACGUAUCCAGGUGCGUCACUUCCGUUCGGCAACCUGAAGAACAUCUUCACACCAAACGCCAGCAUGAUGGGCCUGCAAUUCCAAGAUUAUUACAAUUACUUCAAAGAAAAGGGUCUUAAACAUGGCGGAGCAUACAUUUUCCAACAACCUGUCUACGUCCCGGUGGAACCUGAACUAAUGAAGAUGAUUAUGACUAAAGAUUACAGUUAUUUCGACGAAAAAGGUAUUUAUUUCAAUGAGAAAGACCAACCGAUCAACGGACACUUAUUCAACAUCGGCGGUGAUCGCUGGAAGAACCUACGUGUGAAACUAACCCCGACAUUCACUUCCGGUAAGAUGAAGACAAUGUAUCCAUCGAUUGUGGCCUGCAGUGUGCCUAUGGUUGAUAAAAUCGAAGAACACGUCAGAACUGGUGAACCUAUUGACAUCAAAGAAAUGUCUGCAAGAUUUACCACAGAUGUAAUUGGAACCUGUGCGUUUGGCAUCGAUUGCAACUCAUUCAAAAACCCAGACUCGGACUUCCGGUACUACGGCAACAGAUUGAUCAACCUCACCUUACAAUUCAAAAUGCAGUUACCUUUCACUGCUGCCUUCCCCAAGCUGGGUGCCUGGUUGAAAAUGGUCAACUUCCCGCAUGACAUCGCCAACUUCUACACGAAAAUCACAACGGAAACAGUUGAAUACCGUGAGAAUAAUCAAAUUAAACGCAAUGAUCUCUUACAGUUGAUGUUGGAGAUGAAGCAGAAGGCUGAGAUUGGCAUGCAGGAGAUUGUCAGUCAAGCGUUUUUGUUUUUCAUCGCUGGAUUUGAAACCUCUUCAUCCACAAUGACACAUUUGAUGUUAGAGUUGUGUAUUAAUACUGAUUUACAGGAGAAAGCACGCCAGGAGGUCCAGAAAGUCCUAAAACAACAUAAUAAUGAAAUGACUUAUGAAUGUGUCAAUGAUAUGAAGUAUUUAGAACAAUGUAUUAAUGAAACAUUGAGGAAGUAUCCGGCUUUACCUGUUUUGAAUCGUGAAUGCACCAAGGCGUAUAAAGUGCCUGGAACUGAUGUGGUUUUAGAGGAAGGCACCAAAGUAUUCAUUCCCUUGAUGGGAAUACAUUAUGAUCCUGAGUAUUAUCCGGAUCCGCAGAAGUUUGAUCCUGAGAGGUUCACCGAGGAGAAUAAGAAGACUCGUCAUCCGUAUACAUGGAUGCCGUUUGGUGAAGGACCCAGAAUUUGCAUCGGUCUUCGUUUUGGUGUUUUACAAGCCAAAAUAGGUCUGAUUCAACUCCUGACGCGUUACCGCUUCACUUUCGCGAAGAAAAUCCAGUAUCCAGUCAAGUUUAAAAAUGGCGUCUUGGUCCAAGCAGCGGAAGACAUCAUUUUGAACGUGGAAAAGUUAUAAACACGUGAUUUAUACAUUGUAUUAGUUUUAACAUGGUAUAAAGUGUAUUUUAGCACUUAAAGUGAUAAAAAAUUAUUCAAUUUCAAUAAAUUUAGUAAUAAUGUAA